Molecule: messenger RNA, 1632 nt
Organism: Colletotrichum truncatum
Lineage: Eukaryota; Fungi; Ascomycota; Sordariomycetes; Glomerellales; Glomerellaceae
Product: major facilitator superfamily transporter
Biological process (GO): transmembrane transport
Cellular component (GO): membrane
Molecular function (GO): transmembrane transporter activity
Source: RefSeq, a predicted model, not a curated record
AUGUCAGCAAACAAAGGGCAAGAUGAGGUUCCAAAGGACCUCCAGGUCGAAAUGCUCGAUGACCCAAUCAAGCCAAGUGAAGUAGAUCAUGUCGAUAUCGAAGACCGAGAAGUGAAGGAGCGUCGACUAGUACGCAAGAUUGAUAUUCGAAUGAUGCCUUUGAUGAUGCUUCUCUAUAAGUCUUCCCGAUUUUUACCAUCUGAAGCAUUACAGGUACUGACAAUUUCGAGCACAUGUUCUAAAUUAUUUGGACCGCAACAAUGUGCGUAUCAAAAUGCCCAUUGCUUUCUUGCGGAAACACCUAUUUACCAUUACUAUUUUAUUCAGAUUGCCACAGCCAGAUUGGGCAACUUCGAAAAAGACAUUGGCUUAGUUGGCACACAAUAUAACACGGUUAUAAGUGUCUUCUUUGUCGGCUAUAUUCUCACCCAGGUACCUACGAACAUGAUCUUGAACAAGAUGCGACCAAGCAUCUUCCUUCCCGUUGUCAUGUGUUGUUGGGCUGUAGUUAGUGCCUCAACCGGCGCUGUUCAAAACUACACUGGUGCAGUCGUUCUUCGAUUUCUCCUUGGAUUCGUCGAAGCCCCAUUCUUUCCUGGAGCGCUUUAUCUCUUUAGCUCUUGGUAUACCAAAAAAGAAUUGGCUGUGCGUAUCUCAGUCCUCUACGCAGCUGGCCAAAUGGCUGGCGCCUUUGGAGGGUUGCUAGGCAGCGCUAUCAUGGGCGGAAUGAACGGAAAGCUCGGCCUGGCAGACUGGAGAUGGCUCUUUAUCAUUGAAGGGGUUAUUCCUAUCCCGGUUGCCUUCUUCACAUAUCUCAUUCUUCCCGAUUAUCCGGCAACCACAAAGUGGCUAUCGGAUGAGGAGAGGAAGAUUGCUACUCUUCGAAUCACCGAAGAGGCAGUUGAAGAGGACAACCGCAGUGAAGCAACAGCAUGGCAGGGACUCAGGAUGACCUUCACCGACCCAGCUCUGUACAUGAUUUGGCUCAUGCAACUCGGCCUCAACACGGCAGCAUCCUUCACCAACUUUUUCCCCACCAUUGUGGCAACUCUUGGUUAUAACCAGCGCAACACGCUUCUCUUGUCGUCUCCGCCAUAUGUCUUCGCCGCCAUCCUCGGCAUCACCAACUCAUGGCAUAGCGAUAAACACCGCGAACGAUGGCUGCACAUUGUGUGGCCGCAAAUCUUUUGUAGCGUCGGAUUUAUAAUCUCAGCAACCACCCUUAACGUAGCUGCUCGCUACGUAGCAACAUUCAUGAUGAUGAGCGUCUACGGAUCGUUUGGUUGCAUUCUUUCUUGGGUCUCGACGACCCUUCCUCGGCCGUCAACCAAGCGCGCAGUAUCAUACGCCGUAGUCAAUGCUGGCUCCAAUCUGGCCUCAAUUUACGCCAGCUAUUUCUACCCCAAAUCUCAUGGUCCGCAAUACUGGCAAGCCAACAUCCUCAAUGUGGCCUUCUCUGCCAUGUGCAUUCUCCUUGCCACAACCCUCCACUUCUAUCUUCGGUGGCGCAAUAGCCAGCUACGAAAGGGAGGAGAUGCGGACCUGCUGGCGGAAGGUACACGCGAAGGAUCACGAACAAAGGCAUUGGGUGAGCGGUGGCAAUGCCACCCUGCGUAUCAAUACACCCUUUAG